Messenger RNA from Sabethes cyaneus, 1227 nucleotides. RefSeq names its product protein limb expression 1 homolog (gene lft). The coding region runs from base 36 to 1178 and encodes 380 amino acids. The record is from RefSeq and is a predicted model, not a curated record. Gene Ontology annotation, biological process: autophagosome maturation. Gene Ontology annotation, cellular component: cytoplasm. Lineage: Eukaryota; Metazoa; Arthropoda; Insecta; Diptera; Culicidae. The transcript has 4 exons.
AAAACGAGGCACCUCGACAGGCCACCACAACAAGAAUGAACCAGGUUCAGAGUGAUUUAGUAACAUCUGCAGUGACCGCAAAAACAACAACAACAGCAACAGCCAUCAAACAAUCGAGCGACGUCAACGUCGUCGGUACCAACGGUAAAACCACAACGGCCAACGUCAACAAUAACAGUAUCAAUAGUACUCGCGCCUCGAAAGCAACCACAAUCAACAAUAACAACCUGAACAGCAAGAACAAGAACUCGGACAAUUUGAGUCACGUGAACUGCGGGAACAGUGUAAUUCAUAUGACAAACGUCAGUGUACCACAGAAGCUUUUGGUCCCGAAUGGGAAAUCGCAAGCACCGGCAGCGCCCUCUGCACCGGAUGCACGGGCAAAACAGGUCCUAAAGGAGGCUGUCGAUGCCGUUGUAAAUAGUUUUGCCAAACAUACCCAAGGAUACGGUAGAGUAAAUGUCGUUGAAGCACUGCAAGAAUUUUGGCAAAUGAAAGCCGCACGGGGAGCGGAGCUUAAAAAUGGCGCACUAGUGAUAUACGAAUCCAUCCCAUCAACGAGUCAACCCUACGUCUGCUAUGUAACAUUGCCAGGAGGCAGCUGUUUUGGAAGUUUUCAAAAUUGUCCAACAAAAGCAGAGGCUCGACGGAGUUCCGCAAAGAUUGCCUUGAUGAAUUCUGUAUUCAAUGAACAUCCGUCCCGCAGAAUCAGUGAUGACUUUAUUGAAAAGGCAGUGCAGGAAGCACGGGCAUCGUUUAAAGGAGAGAAUCCCGAAGAAGAUGGACCGGAUACAGGAAUCGGAGCCUUCAGAUUCAUGUUGGAAACCAACAAAGGUCGCACGAUGCUUGAGUUCCAGGAACUGAUGACCGUCUUCCAGCUGCUCCAUUGGAACGGAUCUCUGAAGGCCAUGCGCGAGAGACAAUGCUCCCGGCAGGAGGUGGUCGCACACUACUCCAACCGAUCACUGGACGACGAAAUGCGACAGCAAAUGGCUCUGGAUUGGAUAGAACGAGAACACGAAAACCCCGGAUUGCUCAGUAGGGAACUGGCGAUUGCCGAAAGAGAACUAGAGACUGCCCGGCUGGCUGGAAGAGAGCUACGGUUCCCGAAGGAGAAGAAGGAUAUCCUCCAAAUGGCGCACAACCAACUCAAUGGUGGCAGCAAUAUCAAUAGUUGAACUAUGCUUUCCGUAAUUACAUAACGUUAGGUGGUGAAAAUUCUCGAUU